Molecule: messenger RNA, 1075 nt
Organism: Musa acuminata subsp. malaccensis (wild Malaysian banana)
Lineage: Eukaryota; Viridiplantae; Streptophyta; Magnoliopsida; Zingiberales; Musaceae
Source: RefSeq, a predicted model, not a curated record
CGCUUUCCCAUUCGUCCGCACUGCCGAUCCCCAAAUGUAGACGUCUCCCUCCCAAUUAUUACUCCCCAAAACAGUAGCAGAGGCAGCAGUCGUCUCUCUCUCUCUCUCUCUCUCUCACUCACACGCGCACACACACACACACAGUCUCUCUCUCUGUUCUUACAGUCCAACAAUGGCCACAGAAGAAGAAGAUCCGCGGACCCACUCCCUCCCUCCGUACCCUCAGAUGAUACUGGCUGCGGUCGCAGCUUCCGGCGACAAGGAUGGGACGAGCAUGUCGGCGAUCGCCGAGUACGUGGAGUCGUCCUACGAAGGCCAGCUCCCGCCGUCGCACGCCUCGCAGCUGGACGCACACCUCGCCCGCAUGACCGAGGCCGGCGAGCUCCUCCUGGUCGGCAGCGGCUACUUCCGCCCUGGGCCAGAGGCACCUCCGCCCGUCAAGCGCCGCCGCGGCCGGCCGCCCAAGCCCAAGCUCCCCGACCCAGCUGGCCCCGCCGACGCGGCCCCGAGGCGGCGUGGCCGGCCGCCGAAACCAGUCGAUCCCCUGGCCCCCGCCAAGAUCCCCCGGCCGCGCGGCCGACCCCCCAAGCGCGCCGCCGAUGGUCCGGAUCCGGGUCAGCCGGGUUUGACCAAGAGACCGAGGGGCCGGCCGCCUAAAGUUAGGCAGCAGNUUACUGAAGUGGGAUUUGUCUGAGUGAUUGGGCUAUGAAAUUGCUAAUUAUUUGGACAGAUUGACGUUUUCUUCCUGGAAUCAAGUUGAUGGGAAUGGAGGGGACGUGGGUUUCUUGUAUGUUGUACAAGACCAUCAGGUAAGUGUUUUAUUGACUCCAAUGCUUCAUGCUCUGAUGCCUUCUUUCUUCAUAAAAAAGACUAGUCUUUUAUGCUACUGAAUUUUAAUUUAGAACAGAAGAUAUCUCUUGUUAUUUGGGCAUAUUGCUUAUCUGCUAAUUACAAGAAAUUCCUGUGAUGUUAGAAUGAAAGAAAAGUGAGUUCUCGUAAACGUUUGCUGCUUCAAGAAAAGAGUAGUGGAAGACUUGGAUUAAUUUGGAAUUCCUGAAUGAUUCUAGAUUGUCUA